This is a messenger RNA of Racocetra fulgida, 245 nucleotides long. NCBI's taxonomy places the organism in Eukaryota, Fungi, Glomeromycota, Glomeromycetes, Diversisporales, Gigasporaceae. The record is from the annotation of a GenBank genome assembly.
CUUCUGAUGGAGAUGUUAUCACUGUUGAUCCAUCUUCUAUAAUUCUCCUCACUGAACCUAUGACACCGAAUGGUCUUACUUUCAAACCAAUUCCUUACAUGCAACCUUUUUUAUUUAUACCAGAGUAUUUGGAGUAUCAUGCUUUAGCCCAUGAGUAUUAUACACAAAUAAGUAAGAAAAAGAAGGGUAUACGACAAAGGCGUCUGAUUCCUAUUGAGGAUAGAUUCAAAAUUAACAUGGAUUGA